Molecule: messenger RNA, 7282 nt
Organism: Brassica rapa (field mustard)
Lineage: Eukaryota; Viridiplantae; Streptophyta; Magnoliopsida; Brassicales; Brassicaceae
Product: transcription factor MYB105
Biological process (GO): regulation of DNA-templated transcription
Cellular component (GO): nucleus
Molecular function (GO): DNA-binding transcription factor activity, RNA polymerase II-specific; RNA polymerase II cis-regulatory region sequence-specific DNA binding
Source: RefSeq, a predicted model, not a curated record
AGCCGUGUAGCGGUUGGAUUUCAUCAAAUCAACUUUCUGUCUUGAUAAAAUGCAAAAGCAAUAGAGACUGAGAAAAUUAAAUUUAUUUAGCUAGUCAAAUUUCAAGGUUUCCCAUUCUUGUUUCAUAAUGUUUUUGGCGAGAUGUAGGAUGUCACAUUGACAUCUGAACUCGUUAUUUAUAUUUGUUUUUUUACUUUCAGUCGGCUAGUGGUUUCCAUAUUCCGGAGAGAGACGGAGUUCAAAUGGUUUCCAUAUUCUUAAAUUAUGCAUUCUUCAAAUUCUAGGACUGCUGUUAUGAGUUAGGUUGCGAUUGGUGUCAUAACUUUCAUGGCUUUGGAAGGUUUGACAGCCUUAACAGCCAUUUUUUUCUCUAAUCAAGCUUUUUUACACCAAAAUCAGUACUUUCCUCAGGGGCUGCUGUUGUGAUUUUUGUUAUACUUGCUUCAUGUCUCGCAUUUUCCUCAAUUCCAUGUUUAAAGUUUGCUUCCUUGUUUGUAGGAACUGUUAGUUGCGAUUUGCUUCAUAUAUAAAUGAGAUAAUUAAAAGGAAAAGGCUGAGAAAUUGGCCUGAAAGCUACGUGUGUUCUAAGUUCGGUUUGCUAGUGCUUUUGAUCAACAGUGAUAAUUCUGCCCUAUGACAAGCUACGACGCCGUUUCCUCAAAUCUCUCCAUUCUACGCUUCGAUCCUUCUAACCCAUCGUUUCUCUUUAUCUGCUUUGUUUUCUGUUACGAGAAUUUAGGAGAGAGUAAAGAUUCUUCUUAACCAACCUCCGAAUGGAGUAACUACCAUUAAUUAGGACACCGCCCGACAAAGAGUUUUAUGCCAACGCAUCUCUUGCUGGCCUCACUUCCUUGGUCCUUCAUGCAACCUCAGCCAUGUCUCGUUGCUACUUCCUAGUAGUGAACUCUACUGCUAAAUCAUAGAAGAUGAAUGCCCAUUUAAUCUGAUUAUCUAAAUCUCUUUCUAUUAGCUUGAACAAUCCAAAGGCAGAUUGGUAUUUCGAGAUUUACUGGUGAAGGACUUGAGGGAUGACUUUGAUGUUUAUUUAAUGGAAUUCUUCUUAUUGAUGUUUUUUGGGUUAAAUUUUAAAUUAGGGUAAAUUGUUGGAAAUUGAUCUUUGUGCUUUUAAGGUAAAAUUUUCAUGUUAAUACCCAUUUUUUUUUUUUGAGUUUUAGCAGAUUUAAAAAAAAAUCCAAACCGGGUUAUAUACAUAUUACCGUUGCAGACUGUAGGUGCAGACCGAAUAUGAGAACAUUGUGUUAUCUCCACUUCCUUUAUUUUACUUCACUUGUUCAUUUAUACAGUACUCACUCAUUUGUUAUCCUCUUUUAAUGUCCAAGAUCCACCAUGUUGUAUGAAUCUUUUUUGUAGGGUUAUAUCAUAAAUGCAAUUAAAUCCAGUCAGAGUAAACUGUUUUGUAUUUUUCAGCCAAAAGAAUAAACGGUCAGUAACUUGUAAUAAAACAAAUGGUUCGGAAUAAAAAAGAUGUAUCAAUUUAUACGCCGUUGAUAAUCUUCAGAAAAAUCUUGUAAAUUCAUGAAAUUGAUAAACUCCAACGACUAUUUUUGGUUUCUAUUUACUUCGCUUAUAUAUAUAUAUAUAUAUAUAUAUAUAUAUAUAUAUAUAUAUAUAUAUAUAUAUAUAUAAUAAAUUCUGAUGAACAAAUGAAUUUUCUUUUAGUAUAUUGAUGAGGAUUUAUGCCUAUCCGGAUCCCAAGCAAGCCUAUUAAAUUAGCUACUAUUGGCUGUGUCACUCACUAUCUGCUCCGAAAUUGUCGACAUAUAAUGGAGCAAUGCGCGUGUAAGUGGCUAUAGUAAAAUGAGUAGCAUGCACGUGGUGUUUGUUCGACAUCGUACGCCAAAAUCGGGCCGUGGGGUCGAAUAUGUUCACCACAGUAAACUUGAAAAUGUUUUCCUGUUGAUAUUAACUGGAUCCUGUGCAUCUUUAUUUUCUGAUUUUUGUUUUCUUUCCCAACAUUAGUUGAAAAUUCACGACAAAACCACCUUAUUUCAGUGGCUUACCAAUGAGGGACACCGGUGAAACUGAAAACAUCUUAUUGAUUCAAAUAAAUUAAUAAUAUUUAAUAAUACAAAUGACUUGAGGAAAAUGACAAAAGGAGGAGGUGCAUGGUGCAAUUGCGUGUCUGAUUCUGUUCAGUCCGGAGCAUUGGCAAAUAAACAAUCACUUAGAACAUCACAAUUUAAUGCGAUAGUUUUAGUUGUAUGUAAGAUAUUGUAAAAAAAUUAUAUGAAGAAUAAGACACAAGCUUUUAUUUGAGCGUAUUGCAUUAUAAUCUUUUUUGUAAAGGUACUGGUCCAAUAUUACUCAAUUUGCUAAAGUGUUAAUGAUUCAUGUCAGUAAAUAGUUAGUCCCUUUGAUAAAAUGUAACGAGCCAUAUUAACAUCUAUUUAUGAUAUGAAUUUGAUGCAAGAUUUUUCAAAAAAAAUUGAUGUAAUAUUAUGAUUAAUUUAGAGCAUAGGACGUGCUCAGUUAAUCUCAGCAGAUGGACUGUACAAAUCUGCAACCAUUAUGAACCUGAGAUUAUUAUCCCAAUAUUUAUUGUAUUCCUCUGCCGACUGAACUUUAUGGUCAAAUAAGAAAACAUCUACUUUAAGUUUGAAGUCUCACCUAUUUUCUUUGUUUUUAUACGACUUUAUCCGCGUACCACCCACCAUGUGCUAAAAUGAAGUCUCUAUGCACAAUUAAUUCAGAAAAGUUUAUUUGUCUUGAUUUUAAAAUUUGUAGCAGAAGUUAUGAAAGGGAGUAUUAACUGUAUUAUGACGUGAUGAAUAAUAAUUAUUUAGUGGAAAUUCUAAGAAUCAAGAUUCUAACCGAUCCCUUGCAAAAUUAUUUAUUGCAGCGCCUUUGUUUUUCACAAGAAUUUAUGCAGCGACUUUCAUAUAUGCAAUAGAUGGUUGGAUAAUUAGUGUAAAUCAAAGCCUUGAAUGGUGACUAAGGAAAUGAGGAAAAACAUUAAAUCAUAUUCUUUUUUCAAAAAAGGCUAUGUUAAACAAUAAAAAUUCAGAAUCAGAGUAGUGAAACCAAACAUUCUAUCAGUGCAUACAUCAUUUAUAAAUAAUAUUUUUUCUUUUUCAUUCUUUCUUGUUUUAUUUUUGUGGAGAACAAAAUUAUUAUUCACCAAAUUUAGGAAAGAAAAGAACAAUAAUUCCCAUUCAUAUUCAUUUUUAUUAUUUUGUUAUUCUUUCUUUUUUGUUAUUCGUUUUCCCUUCUAUUAUUUUUUAAAAUUUUACCAGUUAGAUCCAAAGUGGAAACUUGAAAUUCGUGAAGUGAUCUCUAAUAGAAAACCGGCCUUCAUUAUUCUGAACAUAAUCACAUGCACAUGUUGAAAAAUAAAAUCACAUUCAUGUUAGAGAUCCGCCAAUUAGAGAUAGGGUUUUGAAUUGAAGAGAGAGCGAGAAGUGUGGAGAGAUUAGUGAAAGGAUAGGUGAAGUGUGUUUGAGAAAAGUGAUCGUGGUUAGAAGAGACAGAAGAGUCAAAUCACAUGCGGCCAGUUAGUUGUGACUACUUCAUAUGUUUAGUUUCACCCUUAAUAGUAUUCCCACUUUCUUUAUAGAGCCAUGGAAACGAAUCAAUGUAUAUUGUCAUUGUCAGUGGCAUUUAAGUGAAAUUUGGAAAAGAAAAAAAAGUGAAAAACAAAGAUCCAUAGAAGCCGGGAAAAAGAAAGUGGAGAGACCAUAAAGAGAACGAGCUUAGGUUUCUUCGAAGUGUCUCUUUCUUGCUCCUCACACGUGAGAUGAAACUAACCGUUUUCUACAUUGACUACAGUUUAAAUAAUAGAGAUCAGAAUAAUGGGUCAGUCAAUUAACCAUGUUGGUUUACAAUACAUUUUGACCAGCAAGCAAUCAUAGUAGGUACUAGUACGUAACAUUGAUGUUUCGUUAGAGACAACCAAAACGAUAGCAAAGUUGAGCUAAAAAGCGGUUUACGGAUGUUUAACAACUUUCCGUAUCUCUUUCACUUUCCGAAACAGGCAAACACAUCUUACUUUCAAUCUCUUUACGGUUUCACAUUUUUGGCCAGUUUUUAACGAUGUUUAAAUAUUUUGACGACGUUUUAUCAAUUUCUAAUGAAGAUUUUGUUAUACAUGUUUGCUAAACUUUUUUUUCUUCUGGAUAAUUGCUUUGCUUAUAACUUAAAACAAUAGAUAAUAUUAUGUACACAUUACAUUAAAUUAAAAAGCUAGAAUUUUUUAACACUUUAUUUAAUUAAUAAGCUAUCAAAUCAGUUCGUGAUGCAGAUUUGAUUAUAUAUAGGGGAUUAGGAAUCUGCAUCAGCUAUCAAAUCAGUUCGUGAUAGUCCAUAAACUUUUUAACAGUUGCCUAACUUAACAUUUUGUCAGCAAACACGGUCACAACAUAUACAUACACGCACAUAGGUUACAGCCGUACGUAAUAAUAUCACACAAAUAUCAAAUAGUAAGAAAUAGUAUUUAACAGUUGUCAUUUCUCUCCAUUACACCUCGGUUCCUGUCUUCUUCUUCUUCCAGAUAACCUCAUCACUAACCAACAACAACAUUGUGAUGUCGGAAGACCAUCGCCGUUGGAUGGAUCAGACUGCCUCAUGUGGCUAUUUCUCUUUAGACAUUAGCAACUAUCAGCAUAUUGGUCACUCCUAUGCAAGUAAUAGAGAAGAAGAGAUUAAAAACCCUAAUCAAAGUAAUUACGGUAAGCGCAGCAAGAAAGAUACAAGAGUCUGUGGAAGCUUUAGACACUCGUCAAAAGCUUCGGUGGUGAGAGGACAUUGGAGACCGGAUGAAGAUGCUAAGCUGAAGAAACUAGUCGCCCUCGACGGACCCCAAAACUGGAACCUCAUCGCCGAAAAGCUCCAAGGAAGAUCCGGGAAAAGUUGUAGGCUUAGAUGGUUUAACCAACUAGACCCCAGGAUAAACAGGAGAGCCUUUAGUGAGGAAGAAGAGGAGAGGCUAAUGCAAGCUCAUAAUCUUUAUGGUAACAAAUGGGCGAUGAUAGCAAGGUUUUUCCCGGGAAGGACUGAUAAUUCUGUGAAGAACCAUUGGCAUGUUAUAAUGGCUCGCAAGUUUAGAGGACAAUCUUCUGUUUACCGCAGGAGGAAGACGGUGAUUCCUCUUAAGCCACUCGUUAACCCUAAUCCUCAGUACUCUUGCAAUGAUUUUGAUCCUUCUAGGUCAGAUACGAUCCACCUUGUUAGUAAUGACAAGAACCACCUUAUGUUACCAAUUCCUUGCUUCCCAGGUUAUGCUCAUGGAAAUGAGAGCCCGUUGAUGUUGGGAAUGCUUGAAAACCAAAUGAUGGUGGACGACCACUCUGCACGGACACGAGAGGCUACUACAUUCGAUUUUUUAAACCAAACCGAGAAGUGUGAGAUGCUUGGUGAGGGCAUGAAUGAGCAGAAGAAACCACACUUUUUCGAUUUUCUUGGUUUGGGGACAGUGUGAUCAUCAUCAUGAACAAGAGAGAGAGAUUAGAUUAGUUAGCAAAAGUAUAAGAUGAUCCAAGUCUAUUCAAUGUAGUUUUGUCGCGCUAAUUAAUUGAUUAAUUUUGUCCUUAACUAGUCCCAUGCAACAUUCUUAAAGCCGUGUUAGUUACGCACGUACCACUCUUUGGUGAUUUAAUGCUUAUGCCAAAUUGUCUCACUUUCAAACGAAAAGAUGAUUUGAAUUAUAAACAUGUACCACUUUAUAGUUCUAACUAGCUCUAUAACUUAUACGAAAAUGUCGCAUUCCAUCAUUAAUGUGGAGUGGGAGUAACAACAUGUUUCGUAUAUGAAGGGGAAGGUGACAUGUUAAAGAAGGGACGAUGAUGUGGAACUAAGAAGCGACAAAAAGGAAAGUAACAGAGAGAUCUGAGAUAGAGAAGUCAAGUUAAAGAGAAUAAUGUACGUUUGUAUUUAUUUGGAGUAUGCAGAAAAUUAACAACCAUGCGAUAUUGAUGAGGUCACACAACUUGCAAGAUUCAGGCUCACAGCCUCAGCUUGUGCAACAAAAAGUCCAAACAUCUCUAUUCUUAAUUAUUCUCACACCAUUGCAUUUUUUUCGUUCCCUCCAAGCAAAUUUUUUUUCUCCUUUCAUUGAUUCUUAUGCUAGCUAACUUAUGCAUCUCAUCAACCCAAUGUCUCCUUCUCCAUCUACUCAUUAUUUUUGUACUAAUCAUUUAGUUUAUUUCCUGAUAUAUGUAUGUAUAUUUUUUUUUUUAAAAGCAAGAUACUAUAUAUAGCUGUAUACGUCAUUAUGCUUUUAAGAGCAACUCCAACAAGGAGUUUUCAUAGAAUUUCUACAGAUUAUAUGUAAAGAUAAAAAUUAAAAAAAAGAAAGAGAAACUGAGAAAUGGUCCUCAAUAAAGAGCUUCUAAGAAACUCAUCUCACACUCAAAUUCCAUAUGUCUACUUUAAAUUACUUUGAUUUACAAAAAUGUAAAAUUAAACCGAUCUCUUAUAUAUGUAAAAUACAAAAAUCUAGAAUCUGAAAAAAAAAUUGAACCGAAUCCAAAUAGAUAGCCAAACACCCAUACCAGAUUCCUACCAUUGCAAUGUACUUUUAAUUUAAUUUUAAAAUAAAAAGCCUUUAAAAUGUCAAUUACAUUAUCUUUAGUGUCAAAAUAAUUGUGAGAUUGUCAAUUUACAGAUUUCCAAAUAAAAUGUGUAAUUUUGUUUGUAUGUGUAUGCAGCAUUUAGAGAGUUCAUACAGCUUAUGAAGAGGUCAAAGCAGAGCUCUUGAUUAAUGGGAAGUCCGUACUUUGUUUUGUACCAUUAGCUGUUUUAACCAUAUCACACUUAAAAGUGGAGUGAAAUUACAUAGCAUACAAAAAUGAAUACUAGUAAGAGAUUUGCAAUAAUACUAGUGAAUAUGAAAAAGAAAGGAAAGGGACAUUGAAAAAGUGAGAAUAAUAUUAUCAUUUCAGAAAAUCAGACUUUAUGCUCUUUUUAGGCUUUUUCGGUGUUAGUAGUGGUUGGAUUAUUGUUUUGUUUUUUUAUUGUUCUUAAUACAAGAAUGAAAGUGAAAGAUGCUCUGCUUUGUUCUUUUUCUUUGGUUUCGUAUUCCAUUUUUCCUUAUCUCUUAUCUUAAUCUAAGUUGACCCAUUAAUUGCAAGCUAAUGAUCUAAAACCUUUGUGUUCUCUCAUGCAUUAGUAACCAGAGGGGUCGAGACGUUAGGUAUAUAAAUUAUUUGGUGGAAUCAUGGGCGAAAACGUAAUUGUAAGUUCGUCUGUUCUUCCCCAACGUGGCAGAUAGAUAAGGGAGAUAUUAAUCUAAAAGUUUAUAUAUAUGUUGCAACUUCAACACAACAAU